CUUGCGUGAGGGAUAAGAUGGCAUGGCGUUGGCCGGGAUAUUGCUACCGCGGGUAUUUGCAAUUUCUGUCCAACUUCUUCUUACAAAAACCUCUUACGAGUACGAGGGCUCCUCACCGGUCCUGCUUAUGGUGACGACGCUUUUUUUUGAAACCAUUUGGUGGAGACGCCAGGAAUCUAUUUGCGGUGGCGUGUAUCCAUUCUCUUUGAGGGGUUGGUUGUUCGACAGCGGGGUUCGUUUCUUUGAGCCUGAACGAGAUGAUCCAGGACAAGGACAAGGACAAGGACAAGAAAGCGACCCCUUGUUGAAUUGACGAUUCUCCAUUAUCAAUUGGAACAGCAUGUCCUUUGCCAUCACCAAAGGGAAUGAACAGGAUCCAAGGCGUCAGCUCAUGUUCAAAGCGACGAGAGAGCGUUCAAGAUGAACAUACAAUGUGUUGGAUUUCCUCUUUGUUGAUGGGUUGUUGAGGCUGGCAUCUCACUCACACAUAUAUCGUAGCAACCGACUUGGAUAGCAGAAGAAGAAGAAAAAAAUGGAAUCGUCAAUUAUAUCCG
This is a messenger RNA of Trichoderma virens Gv29-8, 554 nucleotides long. RefSeq lists its product as uncharacterized. The annotation marks the transcript as partial. NCBI's taxonomy places the organism in Eukaryota, Fungi, Ascomycota, Sordariomycetes, Hypocreales, Hypocreaceae. The record is from RefSeq and is a predicted model, not a curated record. The transcript has a single exon.